GGAGCUGAACCGGACGAAAGAUGGGUGCAGUCGGCUGCACCUAAGGUUUUUCCAAUUGAACGAGAAAUCGUGCGACGUGGCCAAAUUUUGGUACUUGAAUCAUGAAUGGGGAGGCCAACAGCUACAUAAUCUUUCAACGGACCACCCUCGAUAGACUAUCGGAGCUCAGAUAUUUUCGCUUCACCGUUCAUUCCUUUUGCCGCCGGCCGAUAAGAUGGAUUACGUCCUCCCAAACAACCGUAUUCGUAAUCUGAAAGAUGGCUCUCAGCACCGUGACCUUCGGUCGAAGAUUUUCCAAUUUCUCACAGGCGUUGGCAAGUUCGCCCUGGACUCUACCAUCUUCAGCUCUCUCAAGGCCGUCUCCGGUAAGAAUCAGGUGCAUAAGAUUAGGCAGGGAGGGUUAAAGGAUACGCCCCAUUCAUCAUCUUUGAAUGAAAGGAAACCAGAAGAGGUUAAACUAGUGAUGGAUAAGAUGCAGGCAGAGAUGGAGGACAAAGAGGGAAACAAGAAUAAAAUGAAGCAACGCCAACACCAUUGUACAUCUGCAGAGAUUGUUGAUGAGGACUCUGAACCACUGAAGAAGAAGCCAGGGGAAAGUGACAAAGGAUCAGCCAACAUAAUUCAAAACAAGAAAAGGAUCUUCAUCCGUUCCCGACUAUAGACACAAUCCAGUUCAUUAUUAUUGUAUUGUAGCAUAAUAUAGCAAGAAUAAUGGAUUCCUUUCUUGACAAGGUAUGUAAGUUGUACUUUGUAGAUAGACUUUUAUUACAUUAUCAUAAGUUCUAAAGCAAAGCUAUGCAUCCUAUAUUUUCAUGGAUGGAAUUCCUUAGCUUAGCAAGUUGUAAACAAAUUCCUCUCUUGAUGGAAACAAAAUAGAAGUUGAUUAGUAGCA
Messenger RNA from Cucumis melo (muskmelon), 892 nucleotides. RefSeq lists its product as uncharacterized. The record is from RefSeq and is a predicted model, not a curated record. Bases 215 to 661 code for a protein of 148 amino acids. The transcript is spliced from 2 exons. Lineage: Eukaryota; Viridiplantae; Streptophyta; Magnoliopsida; Cucurbitales; Cucurbitaceae.